Molecule: messenger RNA, 1527 nt
Organism: Necator americanus (New World hookworm)
Lineage: Eukaryota; Metazoa; Nematoda; Chromadorea; Rhabditida; Ancylostomatidae
Exons: 15
Coding region: 1-1527 (508 amino acids)
Biological process (GO): proteolysis
Molecular function (GO): serine-type exopeptidase activity; dipeptidyl-peptidase activity
Source: RefSeq, a predicted model, not a curated record
AUGGCCGUUGUAAAACUGUUAGCGCUGCUUCUGUUAGGGAUCGUCCUAACAGCACAAUGUGCUCCUCAGAAGAAAUUCCGAAGGCACAUGGUUCGUGGCCGGCCAAUGGGCGGUUUUGUACCGAAACCUACGAUAAACCAAAGAUUUGUUGGUGAGAAUCUAUCUGUGGCGGACACAUUCACGAAUAAAGUCGAUCAUUUCAACUCAUCAAACUCGGGAGUUUACCAACAGAGAUACUGGUACAACAACCAAUGGUACAAGAAAGGCGGUCCUGUAUUCCUAAUGUUGGGAGGAGAAUCAGCCGAAAGCCCCUACUGGGUCCAAGAUGCCACUCUCGAAUGGACUAAGAUGGCAGUUGACAAUGGAGCAUUUGUCUUCCUAAUUGAGCAUCGCUACUACGGUCUCAGCAAACCAACACCAGAUAUGUCCACUAAAAAUCUAGUCUAUCUGAGCUCCGCACAAGCUCUUGAGGAUAUGGCAGCGUUCAUAGUUGGGAUGAAACAGAAGUUCCCUCAACUUGCAACUGCUCCCUGGGUAACAUUCGGAGGAUCUUACUCAGGAGCUUUGGCUGCCUGGGCUCGUGUCAAGCACCCAGAACUCGUCGCGAUGGCCGUAGGAAGUAGUGGACCAGUCCAAGCUGAGGUUGACUUUGUCGAGUAUCUGGAAGUGGUACAAAACUCGAUCACACGCGAUUCGCAACAGUGUGCUCAGUCAGUGACAACCGCAUUCAACCUCGUUGCCUCUCUACUCACCACAGCAUCCGGAAGACAAAGCUUAAAGACCACUUUCAACCUCUGUGAAGAUCUCGACCCAACUAACGCGCAACAAAUUGAGACAUUCUGGGAAACAGUCUACAGCCCCUAUAUGGAGGUGGUACAGUACUCUGGCGACAAUGCUGGCUCUUUCCAUCACUCGUUAACUAUCCACAACGCAAUCUGCCGCUUCCAUGACACUGACGCCAGUUCGCUUACAAAGCUGAAACAGGUAAAUGAUUACUUCAACAAUAUUAACCUAUACACCGGAUGUGAGGACAUCGACUAUCAGAACUUCAUUGAAUUCAUGCAAGACACCAGUUAUGGUGAUGCACAAGACAUUCGCGCUUGGGUAUGGCAAACAUGCACCGAAUUUGGAUACUACCAAUCCACGGACUCCGACACCGCAGGACCUUUCUUUGGUGGAAAGCGUUCUCUACCUGUUCAAUACUACAUUGACGAAUGCACGAACAUUUACGGUUCCGAGUUCAACUCAGCCUCUGUGGCCACCGCUGUCGCUAAUGUGAACUCGUACUAUGGAGGUCGCGAUAAUAUGCAGUCAUCUCACAUCAUUCUUCCCAAUGGUAAUAUCGAUCCAUGGCAUGCACUUGGAAAGUUGAACAGUACAAUUUCAACGAUCAUCCCGGUGGUGAUCGAUGGAACCGCUCACUGUGCUGACAUGUACAGCUCGUCGUCGAAUGAUCCCGCAUCAUUGACCGCCGCUCGUCAAACCGUCUCCAACCAGAUAAAGGAGUGGCUUCAACAAAUCAAUUGA